Suillus fuscotomentosus is the source of this 1503-nucleotide messenger RNA. RefSeq lists its product as uncharacterized. Lineage: Eukaryota; Fungi; Basidiomycota; Agaricomycetes; Boletales; Suillaceae. The transcript has 10 exons. The record is from RefSeq and is a predicted model, not a curated record. The coding region runs from base 1 to 1503 and encodes 500 amino acids.
AUGGCCAUACCUCCGGAUGUCGCAAAUGAUGCCCUGAAUGUCAUGCUCGCUGUCGUGCAAUCGCUCAUGAAGCGCUGCAUCAAGGUGAAGGAGGGUGAUCCCGAGGCCUUAAGGCUGUCGGACGAGAUUGCCAGGCGCGUGGCAAAAGAUUUGAAACUAUACAGCGAGAAUGCUACAUCAUUCUCCCCACAGCUACUUUCAUUUGCCGCUGUUGUGAGACAGCACUCAAAGGGCGGGGCCUUUGAAAACGUCCCCAACUGGACUUCCAUCACCAACGACGACCCUCGGAUCAAGAGCCACCCACGAUUUGACAAGACCGUGGACUAUCGCCCCCCCUCCACAUCCAACAUUCCCACCAUCGCGACAUCCACUGAUAUUCCUGCCACCGUCCCAAUACCACCGGCCCUCAUUGUCCUGCCAUCGACUCCCUCGACCCUGCCAUCUAUGCCAUCCCAGAUGGACCUGGAUGUCAUCACUAAGCCGGUAGCAGAACCGAAACGACGGGUGGGAGGGCGCAAGAACCCGCCCCAUGCCGCUGAGAGGGAACAGUGGAAGGUAAGUUUCCUGGCCGGCGCUAGCAAGAAGAGGAAGGUGGAAGAUGAAGGGGCCAACGCGGUUGCCAAAAAGAUGAGGAAGUUGAAGUCCAAUGUCAAAAAGGAGCCAACCGGAGUCAUCCAUGCAUCUAACAGCUUACCGCUCCAGGAAUCGUCGCCUGUUGCUACUGACAAGGACGUUCUGCUAGUCAGAGACAAGGAUUUCCUGGAUGCAGAAACUCGGCCUGCAGAUUGGGGCUCGGAUUCUGAUGUUGCUACUCCGUGGCAGCAUUCCGUUCGUUACCACCCCCAGCAGUGCGACAAGUGCGCCAAGUUGGACAUAGCCUGCCUUGUCCUCCCCAACAAGAAAUUCGGGUACACACGCCUCACCUGCACCAAUUGCGACAACAUGAAGAUCGUGUGCAUGAUCGACGGCAUUGGUGUCCGGCAGAGGUUGCAAGGUAAGGCGGCCAAAGCAUCCUCUGACACGUCCAAACCCCCCAAGACGUCCAAGUCCCGAGCUGUCUCCAAAACACUUGCGGCGCGUCCUUCACGCUCUCAACGGAGCAUUGCUGGUAGCGAAGGGGCGGAGAAAAAGCCCACAGAUGUCCUUCCGGGUCAGGCUCAAAUGCAGCCGGAACACGGGCAAUCACCUGUGCCCACCAACCUGCUGGAACCAGAGCCCACCGCAAGAGAAAUCUUGCAGGGCAUCCAGAACCUCGGUAGGAGGUUGGAUCUCCUUGCCGCUAAUGAGCAGGUAGACGCAUUGGAGGUCAGAGUGGGCGCAGUUGAGACCAACCUCUUACCCGAAUCCGUGCCCACCCUAGGGGGGGGUUUCACGUUUCACUUUUUGGUUGCAAAAUUACCCCCCAUUUGUAAGUAUCACGGAGUACCUCCUAAGGAGAUAGUCAAGGUCAACAAGGGGAGUCACUAUUCUCAUAUAUUACUAUAUUCGUAUGGCCAUAUAUGA